This is a messenger RNA of Pollicipes pollicipes, 2033 nucleotides long. RefSeq names its product islet cell autoantigen 1. The record is from RefSeq and is a predicted model, not a curated record. Bases 128 to 1177 code for a protein of 349 amino acids. Gene Ontology annotation, biological process: regulation of transport. Gene Ontology annotation, cellular component: Golgi apparatus. NCBI's taxonomy places the organism in Eukaryota, Metazoa, Arthropoda, Thecostraca, Pollicipedomorpha, Pollicipedidae. The transcript is spliced from 8 exons. Gene Ontology annotation, molecular function: protein domain specific binding.
UGUGGCGUGCCAAAUUGUGGAUGAGUGUUGAGCGUUAGCUUUGAUUUCGUUUGCAGCGAUUACAUGGCUGGUAUUGGACUGUAUCGGAUGAUGGUUUGAUCUGUUGUCCUUCUACAUAACUCAAGAAAUGGACCAGAAUGGGGGCGGCAACAGUGCCGGCAGCGUGUACGGUCGGCUGGGCGGCCCGUACGACCGCUGGGUGGAGCCGACAGACCGGUCGGCGCUGGGCCGCGUACAGCAGCAGUACUGGACCACCAAGCAGACGCUGCUGCGUAAGCUGGGCAAAAAGGAGGACGAGUACGUGGUGGCUUCCGACUCGGAGCUGGAUGCCAAGCUCGAGCUGUACGGUAGCGUGGACGAGACGUGCCUCGACCUGGACCGUAUCCUCGGCUUCUACCAGGACCAGUUGUGCGUGCUCUCCCAGGAGGAGAACAGCCUGGGCCGCUUCCUUAAGGAGCAGGGCAAGGAGGACAAGACGCGCGCCGGCAAGAUGAUGGUGGCCGUAGGCAAGACCAUGUCGUACACGGCGCAGCAGCGGCUGGCGCUCCGCUCGCCGCUGCUGCGGCUGCAUCAGGAGGUGGAGACGUUCCACAACCGGGCCGUCAAGGACACGGCGAUGACGGUGCGCAGCAUGGAGAAGGUGCGCACCGAGUACCGCGGCACGCUCAUGUGGAUGAAGGAUAUCUCGCAGGAGCUCGACCCGGACACCUACAAACAGCUGGAGAAGUUCAGAAAGGUCCAGAUGCAGGUGAAAAAGAACAAGCAGCGUUUUGACAAGCUGAAGGUGGACUGUCUGCAGAAGAUCGACCUGCUGGCCGCGUCGCGGUGUAACAUGUUCUCGCACGCGCUGGUGCUCUACCAGGACGCACUGCUCCAGUUCUGGGAGAAGACGGCCCGCACCAUGAACCACGUGUCGGACAGCUUCAGAGGGUACCAGUACUACGAGUUCUCCGUGGUGAAGGAGCUGUGCGAGCCGUCCCGGCUGCUGGCCGACCAGGCGUCGGCGGCUCGCACGGCCGCCACCCAGCCGGCCCCGGCAGCGGCAGUCUCCGCACCGCCCGACCAGCAGACGGACAAGCCUCCCGAUCGUGCGAGACCGCAUUGUUUUAGUUGGUUUGGUAUGUUUAUUCGAUUUAUUCGCCAUCCUGCGUAUACGCCGCCCCGCACGUCCUCCUAACCACCGACCUCUUGGCCUGCACCAGCAGUGGGAUAGGCACUAACUGGCCACCACCAACACUAGCAACGCCGCUGUCGGAAUGGCGCUUGGUUAUUGGCCUGUUCAGACAUGCAGCCGGCGUUAAGCACGUGUACUAACCCCAGAGGCAUCCUCCAGAGGCGAGCGAGGUCAUGCUCGUAGGACACCCACUGGUCCGGCAGGCGGUGCCUUAUCCGCUGAUGACAAGGCCAGCUUGCUUCAUCUCCCAAUGCGUGAUGGUUCGGUAUUCCUGCAUGAGAGCCGCGUGUGACCCGCGCAUUGACAUUAUCCAUGUUUUGCUCUUCAUGGAAGACGACUGAUGUGCAUGAGUUCUCCAGAUGUGCGUGGUGAACUUCUUUGCACUGACAGCUCGUGUUCAAAGUGAUGUUGCCAUUGAAUGCGAUAAUUUCUACACCCGACGUUCACCUCUGACACGUAGCCAGUGUGAAUUUUGCUGGUUGUAGCCAUCUGCUGCGUCAAUGAUAGCCUUCCAAAUAGCGUCAUGCGCCGUGUCGCCUGGUGUGAAUGGCGCAUGUCUGCGGUGGCUGGGAGGUCACGGGCGAGCGGGGUCAUCGGUCAGCAUCCGUUUCUAUGUAUUUAUAUUCGGUUGGAGUCGUAUCUCAUGGGCACGUAAUGACUUAAAAUCGGGACUAGAACGCAUGCGUCGGCGUCUGGUCAUGAGGUCCGGACGCCGCGGGUCGGAGCACCGACGCCACGUGUCCACGUGCCAGGGAUGUCUCCUCCCGCAGGCUGAUCUCCUUCGAGAGCGAGGAGACGGAAGAGCCGAGCCAGGCGACCGCCGCCGGCCCCGUGCCGUCAUCGGCGGCCGUGACGUCAC